CGAUCGAUAGAUCGAUAAUUUUGUUAAAUCAUCGACGACGAAAUGUACAAUUUUACAUGACAGUUGUAUCGACAGUGAAAAUUUAUAAGUUUUGCUAAAAUAACAGCUUACCACUCGUCGUUGAGCAUUGUCCGAUAUAGCUUUCAUCGAAAACGUAAUAGUCAAAUUACAACAGACGUACAGAUAGAAGUAAAAUUGUUUUGACUUGAAUAAAUGCAAGACGCGUUUUUCGUAAUCAUCAAAGAUGGAAAAAGAAGAAGGUAGAGUCGAGGAACAGGAAUUUUAUACAGACGCUGCAAAAUAUUGGGAAUGUGUUCCACCUACAAUAGAUGGGAUGCUUGGUGGUUUUGGAUUCAUUUCUCAAAUUGACAUAAAAGGUUCUACACAAUUCUUGAGAAGUUUAUUCGAAUUAAAAAAUCCACCAUCGAGAACGUUCGCAUUAGAUUGCGGAGCAGGCAUAGGAAGGAUAACUAAGAAUUUAUUGUUAAAUCAUUUCAAACAUGUUGAUUUAGUGGAGCAGAAUUUAAAGUUUUUAGAAGUAGCUAGAACAUGUUUGAAAAGUUAUUCGACAAGAAUUUGCAACUAUUAUCCCAUUGGACUACAAAAUUUUUGCUUCGCUACCAAGAAGUACGACGUCAUUUGGUGCCAAUGGGUUUUGGGUCAUUUAAAGCAUGAUGAUUUGAUAGAAUUUCUAAAAAAAUGCUCGACUGGCUUGAAAUCUAAUGGUGUAAUAGUAAUUAAGGAGAAUGUAACAAGUUCUGAGAAUCUGGAGAUCGACACACAGGAUUCAUCAGUAACGCGACCUCUUUCUGAAUUUUAUCGUAUAUUUCAGGAAUCCAAUUUGAGUUGCAUAAAGGAGCAGCAACAGCAUAAAUUUCCACGUGGGUUGUAUCCGGUUUAUAUGUUUGCAUUAAGAUCCACUGAUGACAAACUUUGAAGACCAUCGUAGAGAUUAAUACGAAAUUGAGUAAAUUAUUUCCGCGUAUUUAACGCUAGUAAAUAAAUUUAACGUUUGUUUUAUACAAAAA
Messenger RNA from Frieseomelitta varia, 1028 nucleotides. RefSeq names its product N-terminal Xaa-Pro-Lys N-methyltransferase 1 (gene Ntmt). The record is from RefSeq and is a predicted model, not a curated record. Gene Ontology annotation, cellular component: cytoplasm. Gene Ontology annotation, biological process: N-terminal protein amino acid methylation. The transcript has 5 exons. Gene Ontology annotation, molecular function: N-terminal protein N-methyltransferase activity. Bases 245 to 937 code for a protein of 230 amino acids. NCBI's taxonomy places the organism in Eukaryota, Metazoa, Arthropoda, Insecta, Hymenoptera, Apidae.